Molecule: messenger RNA, 191 nt
Organism: Sphaeroforma arctica JP610
Lineage: Eukaryota; Ichthyosporea; Ichthyophonida
Exons: 1
Source: RefSeq, a predicted model, not a curated record
GCCGGGCGACUGCGUGACAAAGCGUACUACAGAACCAAAGACGGGGCGUUGCGACUGAAUGGGGCGCUGCAGAUAGGGCGGCUGGUGCACCGCAUGAUCGCCAUGGACCAGCGCGUGCCCCUCUCCCCUACACGACUGGUGUUUGUGCUCAGAGCGUGUUCAGAGUGGCUGGUUAUCGGCGGAGAUUACAA